Chlorella variabilis is the source of this 1908-nucleotide messenger RNA. RefSeq lists its product as hypothetical. Gene Ontology annotation, molecular function: tRNA-2-methylthio-N(6)-dimethylallyladenosine(37) synthase activity; 4 iron, 4 sulfur cluster binding. Gene Ontology annotation, biological process: tRNA modification; negative regulation of cyclin-dependent protein serine/threonine kinase activity. The record is from RefSeq and is a predicted model, not a curated record. The transcript is spliced from 10 exons. Gene Ontology annotation, cellular component: cytosol; mitochondrion. NCBI's taxonomy places the organism in Eukaryota, Viridiplantae, Chlorophyta, Trebouxiophyceae, Chlorellales, Chlorellaceae. Bases 1 to 1908 code for a protein of 635 amino acids.
AUGGCGCUGCGCUGCUCCAUCUCUGCGUCCCUCCUGCAUCAGCUUCGCUCUGCACUGACAGCAUCGGCGACAGCAGGCGUGCGCAGCCUGAGUGAUGCGGCGCAUGCCGCUCCUGGCAGUGGCAGGUUGCCAGCAGACGGGCUGACGCUCCAGGAUUUCAUCAGGCAGCACGGCCGCAGCCCGGAUGCCGCGCCCCUGCAGCCUCCGCCGGGCACUGCCCUGGCCGCCGCCUCUGCGGCCAGCGCUCGCACAGCGCCGCCGCUCUAUGCACCGUCGCCGGCUGCGCUCCCUGAUGCCGCCUCGCCGCCACGCACGGCGUUUGUGGAGACCUACGGCUGCCAGAUGAACGUCAACGACUCAGAGGUUGUGCUGGCGAUCUGGCAGCGGCUCGGGUACUUGAAGAGCCUAAAGCGGCGGCCCGGCGCGGAGCGCCGCCCGCCGCCCGUGGUGGGCGUGCUGGGCUGCAUGGCGGAGCGGCUCAAGGAGCGGCUGCUGGAGCGGGAGAAGCUGGUUGACAUUGUUGCGGGGCCCGAUGCCUACAGGGACCUGCCGCGCCUCAUCGACAUCGUGCAGGGCGGCGCCGGCGGCCCGGGCGGCGUCCUGGGCAGCGGCGGCCUGCCGCGGCCGGGCGGGCGCGCGGCCGCCAUGAACGUGCAGCUGAGCGCCGACGAGACGUACGCCGACAUCACGCCCCUGCGCCAGCCAGACGCGCUCUCGGCCUUUGUCAGCAUCAUGCGUGGCUGCAACAACAUGUGUGCCUUCUGCAUCGUUCCCUACACGCGAGGCCGCGAGCGCAGCCGCCCGCUGCAGUCCAUCGUGCGCAUGCUGUCUGAGCAGGGGGUGCGGGAAGUCACGCUGCUGGGGCAGAACGUGAACAGCUAUGCAGAUUUUAGCAACAACCACGAUGACAGCAGCAGUGGUGUUGGCAGCAGCAGCCGUGGCGGCGGCGUGGAGGAGGCGAGUGCGGGUGAGGAUCCAUUUGGAGCGGUCUACGCCCGCGGCUUCCGCAGCGCGUACCGCCCGCGGCGCCAGGGCGCCGCCAGCUUUGCCGAGCUGCUGGAUGCGGUGGCUGGUGUGGACCCUGAGAUGCGCAUCCGCUUCACCUCGCCGCACCCAAAGGACUUCUCCGACGAUGUGCUGCGGGUCAUCGCCUCGCGCCCCAACGUCUGCAAGCAGCUGCACAUGCCGGCGCAGAGCGGCAGCAGCGCUGUGCUGGAGCGCAUGCGGCGGGGGUACACCCGGGAGGCGUACGACGCGCUGGUGCGCCACGUGCGCAAUGCCAUACCAGAGGUGGCGCUCAGCACCGACAUGAUUGCCGGGUUCUGCGGGGAGGGGGAGGAGGACCACGCCGCCAGCCUGGACCUGGUGCGCAGCGCGGGCUACGACCAAGCCUUCCUCUUUGCAUACUCCAUGCGCGGCAAGACGCACGCCGCACGGCACUACCAGGACGAUGUGCCUGAGGAGGUGAAGCAGCGGCGGCUGGCUGAGCUGAUCGCGGCCUACCGGCAGGAGCUGUACCGCCGGGCCGCCGCCGAGCUGGGCCGCCGCCACCUGGUGCUGGUGGAGGGGCCCUCGCGGCGCUCAGAGUCGGCCCUGACCGGCAGAACGGACACCUUCAAGCGGGUGGUUUUUGAUGAUGUGGCGGUGCCUGCCAGCUACCGCUACGGUGGCAGCAGCGGUGAUGGCAGCAGCAGCAUUGAGGCGCCCCUGGUGCGCCUGCAGCCAGGCGACUACGUGGCUGUGGAGGUGACGACGGCGGGCGGCACGCUGCGGGCGCGCCCGCUGGCGAGGACCACCCUGCGGGAGUUUGUGGCGGCGCACGGCUCGGCAGCGCCGCUGGGCGUGGCGGGAGGCAGCGAGCGCGGCGCUGAGGAGGCGACAGAGUGCCUCCAGAGCAUAGCGGUUUGA